Aureobasidium namibiae CBS 147.97 is the source of this 693-nucleotide messenger RNA. RefSeq lists its product as uncharacterized. The record is from RefSeq and is a predicted model, not a curated record. Bases 1 to 693 code for a protein of 230 amino acids. The transcript has a single exon. NCBI's taxonomy places the organism in Eukaryota, Fungi, Ascomycota, Dothideomycetes, Dothideales, Saccotheciaceae.
AUGGUUGGAAUCGACCUCGAAGAAUGGGUUCGCACCCGUGCUUCACGAGUCAGGGAUCCCUCAAAACGAACACCAGACCGCUCGACCUACUUCAACGAUGGCGACAACGUCGAAAGACAACUCCAACAAGACAACCACAAGAUCUGGGGCUGGGUCAUCUACCGCUGCACCUAUGCCAGCGACGACGACUGGAAUGAGUUUAUGAGACGCCUUGACUUCUGGAUACGCAAGGACUUAGCAAACGACGGAGGACUGGAUAUGCUGGGCAGUCUUGACCAUCACGUUUUCGACGACAAAGAGCUUUUCGAUGGAGCACAUCCCUCUGUUGUUCGCGAGCACUUCCGCACCUGGUGCAUCACUGCUCCGCAACAAGAACAAAGUUUCCCGCACGCAAUGCAAUCGCAACGCUACAACUACUGCAUUCACGUCGACCAAGUUUCCCUCGAUUCAAUUCUCGCUGCACCAGCACCUCCCGACUACGAUAUCUCCCACAAACCAGGUUUUGUGGAUUUGGUCUGCUUGAAUACGCAAGGUGGAAUGAGACCUGAGCAUAUGGAUGGCCGUGACGAAAAGGAUCUUUGCUGGAUGCGUAUUGGUUAUACGAGUCUUAUGUGCACUUGGUAUAGUCGAUUCCGCGGACAGGGGAGUUGGUUGACGGAGUAUAGGGUUCCGCCGGAGGUUGGACGGCCUUGA